CCAAGCUUAACUGUUGUUGAGAUGAAACUUGAAUAUAUCAGAGAGAGAUAUUGAUGACAAUCAGAAGAGGAAUCUUUAACCCCAUGGUUAUAUGAUGGAUGAGUCUUACUGUAUUAGGAACUUUAAGCUAUUGCCUUCUGAUUGAAUUGUUCUGGUUCAUGCAUAUGUGCAUCCUGUCUAUGGAAUGAAAGAGGCAAAGGGCAAAGGGACCACUGAACUAUAUGUGUCUGCCAUUUCCAUUUUCAUCUAAAAAAUAUUGUAUGGGAUGCAAUUGUCCUUGUACUCCGUCUGAUGCAUAUCUGAAGUACCUGAAUUAUCCAUUUUGUUGGUCAUGGUUAAAUUUCAAAAGCAGCACUACUAAGGUUUCCGGGUAUAUCUGACCAAGAAUUCGUGCUGAGGGGUUUCUCUUUGUUGCAUCAAAGACAUCGAAGCAUAUCAAGCAGCAGAUCUUGUCUGAGAUGAGCAACAUCCGACCAGAGAAAGCACCAUGUGAACUCAGAAAAAUGGAUCCAAUGGCCACAAAUUAUUUCAAUGCAACUAGUAACCCAUUAUUUGAGCAUGCAGAUAGGGUUCAAAUUGCCAAUAAUGGUAUUGAUUCCAGCAUUAACCCUCCACGUGAACCCAGAAAAAUGGAUCCAAAUUACAAAACUAGCUUUAAUUUAAUUAGCAACUCAACCUCACUGCCAUGUCCAAGAACACUUACAAAUUCAGAAACAACAACAGUGACAUCAAUGUUUACAACAGCAACAGCAACAGCAGGACCGACAGUAGCAACUACACCAAUGAGCACAAAGACAAGUGACGCAAAGCGAAGUGAUCCAGUCACCCACGUAGGCCGACCAAGCUCCAAUGGCACUCACAGUGACAGCUUAGAGAGCUCUAGUGCACCGCUCAAACCCCACACUGGUGGUGAUUGUCGGUGGGAGGCCAUUCAAUUGGCUACUGCCAGAGAUGCUUCGCUUGGCCUCGGCCAUUUUCGGCUCCUUAAGCGGCUUGGUUAUGGUGACAUUGGAAGUGUAUAUCUUGUUGAACUAAGAGGAACCAACACAUUCUUUGCCAUGAAAGUGAUGGACAAGGCAUCGCUUGCUGGUAGAAACAAGCUUCUCCGUGCACAGACAGAAAAGGAGAUUCUUGGUCUUCUUGAUCACCCCUUCUUACCCACUCUGUAUUCUUCCUUUGAGACAGAUAAAUUCUAUUGUUUGGUUAUGGAAUUCUGCAGUGGGGGUAAUCUUCAUUCUCUUCGACAGAAACAGCCCAAUAAGUAUUUCAGUGAGCAAGCUGCACGGUUUUAUGCAUCAGAAAUACUGCUGGCACUUGAGUAUCUGCACAUGCUGGGCAUAGUAUACAGGGACCUGAAGCCAGAGAAUGUGCUAGUAAGGGAGGAGGGCCAUAUCAUGCUCUCUGACUUUGACCUCUCGCUCCGCUGUUCUGUCAACCCGAUGCUUGUAAAGUCUUCAUCCGGCCAUGUAAGCAACAGUGCUAUUCUCAAUGAUGAAUUUGCAGUACAUGGGUGUAUCCAGCCAUCAUCAUUUUUCCCACGAAUACUACCUAAGAAAAAUCGUAAAUCUAAAUCAGAUUUUGGUCUGUUCGCUGGUGGAUCCCUCCCAGAGCUGAUGGCAGAACCUACAAAUGCACGCUCAAUGUCUUUUGUUGGGACACAUGAAUACCUAGCCCCAGAAAUCAUACGUGGUGAAGGCCAUGGUAGUGCAGUUGAUUGGUGGACAUUUGGCAUUUUCCUAUAUGAACUGUUGCAUGGGACAACCCCUUUCAAGGGAUCAGGCAAUCGUGCCACGCUUUUUAAUGUGGUGGACCAGCCACUGAUGUUCCCAGAUGUACCAGCUGUGAGCCUCGCCGCUCAGGACCUUAUCCGUGGUCUCUUGGUAAAGGAUCCACAAAGGCGAAUUGCUUACACAAGGGGUGCAACAGAGAUUAAACAACAUCCAUUCUUUGAGGGAGUGAACUGGGCCUUGGUGAGGAGCAGCAUGCCGCCCCACAUACCCGAGCCUGUGGAUUUUGGACAGUUUGCCAGUAAAGAGGCAGCCCACUUGGAGAAGAAAGCAGAAAAUGGUGGUGAUGUAAAUAAUAACAGUUCUAAUGGUACUGACACUGAUUUUGAAUAUUUCUAGGAUAAACAGGGUUCUUAUUUGAUGAUGACAAUCAUACACAUCUUUGGAGGGAUAUGAUCUUGUAACAUCUUCAAGGAAGUGAAGUGUUUGAGGGUUGUCUCUUUGACAUUGACAUUACACAUGAAUUUUU
Molecule: messenger RNA, 2256 nt
Organism: Telopea speciosissima
Lineage: Eukaryota; Viridiplantae; Streptophyta; Magnoliopsida; Proteales; Proteaceae
Product: serine/threonine-protein kinase RHS3-like
Exons: 3
Coding region: 459-2126 (555 amino acids)
Biological process (GO): protein phosphorylation
Cellular component (GO): cytoplasm; plasma membrane; nucleus
Molecular function (GO): ATP binding; protein serine/threonine kinase activity
Source: RefSeq, a predicted model, not a curated record